Molecule: messenger RNA, 7487 nt
Organism: Anopheles merus
Lineage: Eukaryota; Metazoa; Arthropoda; Insecta; Diptera; Culicidae
Product: ankyrin repeat domain-containing protein 12
Exons: 9
Coding region: 501-5279 (1592 amino acids)
Biological process (GO): protein localization to ciliary inversin compartment
Cellular component (GO): ciliary inversin compartment
Molecular function (GO): protein binding
Source: RefSeq, a predicted model, not a curated record
GACGGGUGGGUUUCACUUUCGGACCUCGCGGUGUGCUGCCUGGUGUGGCCGUGUUUUAUGCCCGCUCGCUCGUACAGUGUGCUUCCAAUAGUGGCCGCGCGCGCGUGCUGUGCUGUGUGUUUAUUCUGAAGCAGGCCAGAAGCUUCUGUAGUUAAGCAUUUUAGUUUACAAUAAGUGUACAGAACCAGAAACUCCAAACGACUGAUAAAGCAGCAAUCGUAAUAGUGCCUUUGCCAGGGAUGUACAUCAAACGUCCCACAAAAGAAGUGUCCGAUUGUUGCCGUUUACAGUGCAAUUAGGUAAUUAUUUCUUCCCACGCUGCCAUCUCCUUUCCCACCCAAUUCCCAUUCCGCAUGAGCAUCCUAAAUGGAUAGGGACGGCACCGGUGUGCGUCGAACCGGUGUACUGCAGUGCGUGUCCCGUUCCCAGCGUGCGUUAGGCAGCAACCGUGAGGCAGAAAAUGAAAAGUGCCUGCCCGCCUGCGGUAGCAGGGGCGAUAAAUGGAGCCGCGAAGUGAACCCCGAACCCGCCGGGCCGGUUCGCCAGUGAAGGGGAAGAAAAAGUCCACCGCCAAGCACACGGUCAAGUUUAAGGAGCAGGCGCGGGACGACGUGCUGGUGGUGACGGUCGAGCCGCCGUCGCCGUCGCCCGGCUCGCCCGAACCGUCGCCCAAGGCGGCCGUAACGUUUGCGCUUCCGCCGAUCACGAGCGUCUCGUACCAGCGGCCCAAAUCCGGCGGCGAAAAGCCCCCGACCACCGAUACACGUGCGCUUCCGAAGGAGAAGGAUCCAACGAAACGGACGGCAAAACCGGCCGACAGCCAGCGGCUGGCCGAGGGAUGUACCUCGCUAAUGUACGCCUGCCAGCAGGGUCUUACCGGUGAUAUAUUGAAGGAGCUGCGACAAAAGCCCAGCGCCGUACAUCGACGGGAUCGGAGCAACAAAAGUGCCUUACACUACUGCAGCAGUGCGCAGGAUAUUGCUGCGGCCGCGAGCGUCGCCAUGGUAGCGCCCGAGCUGAUCGAGUCCGCGGACGAGGAUGGAUUUACGCCGCUGCAUCUGGCGGUAAUACAGGGAAACCUGCAGCUGGUCAAUCUGCUGCUAGCGAACGGGGCGGAUGUGAACGCACUCGACAACGAGGGACACUCGGUGGUGCACUGGGCAACCGUGUGCGGCGAGGUGGAGGCACUGCGCGCCGUCCUGGCCGCCGGAGCGGAUGUGUCCACGCCGGACAUUAACGGGGGCAGCCCGCUGCACUAUGCCGCCCAGAUGUGCGGUGCCAACUACGAGGGCAAGACGGCACGCGCCUCGGCCAAGCUGGCGCUCGAGAUACUGAACACGCUCCUGAACCAUCCUGAUACUUCGGUGGAAGUAGAGGAUAAGGAUGGCCGACAACCGCUGCUGUGGGCUGCAUCCGCCGGCUCGGCCAAGGCUGUGCUGGCUUUGAUAAAAGCUGGAGCUCACGUCGAAAGUGCCGAUAAGGACGGACUGACCGCACUGCACUGUGCUGCGUCGCGGGGCCACACCGAGUGCAUCGAUACGCUGAUCAACCUGUGCGGCGCGCACACCGACCAGAUCGACUCGAACGGCUGCACGGCGCUGCACUACGCGGUUACGCUCGGGCAUGCCGAUGCGACGUCGCUGCUGCUGAAGCUGGAUGCCGAUCCGAACCGGCAGGACCGGAAGGGCCGCACGCCAGCCCACUGCGGGUGUGCGAAGGGCCAGAUGGAGACGGUCAAGAUACUGCACGCGAAGAAGGGCAACCUGUGGCUGCGGAACGCGAAGGGCGAUCUGCCGGUGCACGAUGCGGCCUGUUCCGGCCGCCGCCAGCUCGUUCAGUGGCUGAUCCAGAUGAAGCCGAAGCACAUCAACACAACGAGCAACGACGGGCGGACGCUGCUGCACAUUGCCGCCGGGCACGACAAUGUGGACAUGUGCAAGUUGCUGCUGGAGCUGGGCGCCGACGUCAAUCUGCUGUACCGGCCGUCGUCGAAGGGGGCGCCACUAACGCCGCUCGAUUACGCGCUGGCGAAAGGGUACCGGUCGACCGCCAAGUAUCUGCAGAUGCAGGGCGGCCUGCCAGCGAACAAGCUGCGGCUGUCCGGGCGCCAGCAAAAGAUCCUGCCCGACAUCGACCGGGUGGAGCCGCUGAAGCUGACGGAGAAGGAAGAGCUGAUCGAUCUGAAAACGUCCAAGCGGUACAUCGUCUAUCUGAACUCCAACUCGGACAGCGAGUCGCAGGAGGAUCGGCCGCACCGGAAGAGCCGGCACAAGCGAAAAGGCAGCCACCGGGGUCGCCGUACGAGCAGCUGCAGCGACACGGUGUACCUCUACCGGGACGGCUCGAACGACAUCAGCCGGUCGCGCAGCAAUGCGGAGCUGCAUCGCAGCGAUCAGCGCACGGGCAAGCAUCGCCGCACCAGCAGCUCGUCGUCCGCCAGCACGAGCGGUUCGUCCUCGGACGGCUGCUGCAGGCACGUGCGCCGAAAGCAUAAGUGCUACAAGAAGUGCUCCUCCAAGCGGUCCCACUCGCGCGACCGGCACAAGGACCGCGAGCGGGAGGAGACGCGCGACGCACCACUGCCACCGGACGCGCUCAAGGAGUACGAGUUUAAGUACGCGGAGAAGAAGGAGCCGGGACCGCGCAAGCCGGGCGAGCGGUGCGGCAAGAUCAUCCUGAAGCAGGUGCACAGCGGCUCCUCCGAGAACGAUUCCCCCGCGAACGGAGGGGGUCGGGCGGGACCGGGGCUAAAGUUUUCCUCCGAGCGACGCGAAACGCAUCUCGGGCUGCCCGUGCAGCUGCAGUACGGUGGCGCUGGUGGGUUUGAUGCUUCCGGGGGUUUGAGCGAUUUUUUAGAGGAGCCCACGUCACCCCGCACGCCACCGCGGGCCGAGUUUAACAUCCGCAAAGAGUCGGACGCGAAGAGCGAGGGCAAGUCGUCCGACUCGAGCACGACGAAGAAGAAGAAGGUUAAGGGCACGGGCAAGAAGUCGAAGCUGGCCAAGACGGCCAAAAAGUCCGACUCGCCCAGCGAGGAGGAACAGGCGAAGGUGCCGGCACCGGUCACCGAGGUGGUGACGCACGCACAGGUGCACCCCGCGCCCGAAUCGAUGUCCAAGUCGACGGAGGACGACGGUGCGGCCACGGACGCUACGUACACGAUCGAGCAGCGCACCCGGUCGGACGUGGAGGGCCUCAGCGAGACGGAAGAGCGUAGCGCGAAAGGGGGACUACCGCGCGUAACUAGCAAACCGAUGGCGGAAACUAUCCGCGAAGAGGUGCGCGAUGAACACGCGGUAGAGAUGGCGCAACAGCAGCAGCAGGCGGUACGCAAAGAUCGCUCCAAGCUUAAAUCCGCCAAGAGUGACAGCUCCAAGAGCCACUCCAAGUCGGAGUCGUCCGAUAAGGAAGCGUCUAAAGUGCAGCAGAAACCGCCGGCACUCCCUUUAGAAGAAGCGCUGGCCGCCCCGCCGGCCCCUCCUCCAUCUCCUCCUCCAUUAGCGAAAGAGCCGACACCUGAGCCGGCACCCGAACCCAAGCCUGAAGCAAUCGCCGUUCCGGAACCGAAGCCGGAACCACAGCCAGCACCACUGCCACAGCAGCUAGAGCCACUGCCUGAGCUGGUGGAGGAGCGGACGGAACCGACGGUCGAGUCGCAAGCGCCCCAAGGCCUGGAAGUGGACCGAGGCGGUGGAGGCGUCCCGGCUGAAGAUGAGCCGUUAAUAGCGGAGGAAUCACUGCCGCCACUAGUAGAGCCGGAAGAACCUCCAGCGCCGACGAAGCUGGAAGAGGAACAGAAAAGCACACCGGAGGAAUCGAGCGAAAGUUCACCGUCGAAAUCGAGCGAAGAGACAGAACCGACAUCGGUCGUGCAGGAAGUCCCCGAGAAGGAGGAGCAAAAGCCUGCCCCACCGCCGGUGGUCGAGGAGCCACCGAAGGUGUCGGAGGUGGUGCCUCCGGUGGUGGAAAAAGCAAAACCGCCAGAGCCCGCGAAAGAGCGACCCAAGCUGCGCCGUUCCAUGGAGUCGAAGAUGGAGAGCGUCGAGGAGGUGCCGGCUCCUGUACCGGUUGAGCCAGCAGUGCCGCCACCGCUGGACCAGGCAAAGGUCGACCAGACGCGCGGGUUUUUCGUCAGCCUGGACGGCACGGCUGAAGAUGACGAGAAGAAGAAGAAGAAAAUCAAGAAGAAACCGCGCCUGAAGGAGGACGAGCAGCAGGAGCAGCAAAGCAGCAAGGAUCAGGACUCGGGGUUCGAGCCGAGCCCGCAGGCCGUACGCAGCAAGCCGACCGUGUUCGAGCGCCCGACCCACACGGCCACCCUGCCGCGCCGGGCCGCCUUCUCGAUGGUGGAGGAGCGGGCGGCCAGUUCGCGGCCGGAGGGCCGCAAGCCGGGCGACAAGAACGCCGUCAACAUGACGACCGUCCAGCAGUCGAUUCAUCGCAACAUUCGAAGAUAUUAUAUGGAAAGAAAAAUUUUCCAACACUUGUUAGAACUGAAAAGUUUGCAAAUACGGUCGACGAAAGUGAACGAAUCGGUGCUGGUGAAGCGGGCCGUCGACGAUUACCACAAGUCCACGAUCGAGCUCGGGUACGAGACGGGCAGCACGCUCAAGCGCUACCCGUACACGGAGUACUCGUUCCGGAACUUUGAGCUCUUUCUGUACGACACGCUCAAGAGUCUGCAGAAGCGCGAGACGUACAAUUUCCAGAACAUCUCGGAGGUGUACGAUGAGGCCGAACGAAGGCUAAGCCCGGACGUGAGCCGCUACGAGCGUGCCCUGAACUGCACGACCAAAACACACCGCUGUCUUCAUGCGACCCACGCCUACACAGGCAUUCCCUGCGCUGCGUACAUACCGAUGAUGAACCAUCACACGAUACCGAAGCUCGGCUUCGGGCCGUACAAAUCGAGCACGUCCGGGGUGGGCAGCUUUUUCUUGCCGAAAAUCCUAACGCACCCGACGGACCGCAGCUGCACCGGAGGGAAGGUCGCACUGGAGCUGACGCACGGGAACAGCAAGCAGGCGACCCCGACCCUGGACGAGCAGCAGCAGCAGCAGCAACAUCGGCAGCAGCACAACCGCAGCAGCAGCAGCAACAGCAGCACCAGCGCCAGUCCCACGAGCAACCAUCAGAUACUGAUGCCCAAGAUAACGCUCACCCACAACGAAGCCAGCAGCAACAGCAGCACCAGCAACCUCAUCCUUCCCCAGUCGCGGAACGGCAACGGUCACCGGCUGUUGGGCCACAGUCGCAGUCCCGUGCCCUUCCCACAGUAGACGAGCGACGAUCCGGUGGUACCAACAGCCUGCGGGGCGCUACACCCGCCUAGCGCUCUCGGUGGGCCGGAAAGGUCCGCACGCUGGACGACCUGGUACAAUAUUUAAACCGUGCGGCGGUUGGGCUACGAGCCAAUGAGAUUCCGGCACCGAGUUUUGAACCCGGACUGGAGCAUUGGGUUUGGUGGGCUUUCCCGUAUGUGGGCGCGCGCGUGUGUGUAUGUUGUUUUUGGCUGUAAAUAUAUGACACUCUGUCUGUAGGCUCUUCCCAUGCCCAUGGGUGCGUCAUGUAACGCUGUGCUGUCUGUGUUGAGUACCUUCGAUAAGCAAAACUAAGCGAGAGAGUAAAGAAAGCAAACAAGAAACGAAGUCGUUUUCAUUCAACUUUCCCCGUUCCACUCAUGUGUGUGUGUGUGUUUUUUUUUCCUUCUGUUUUCGUUCAUGGCCACUUGAAGAGGUCUGCCGAGCUGUACCACUGCUGGUAGCUGCUGAGAAAGUAGACGAUAAUGUGAAGUAUUCUGUCGGAUUUUGUGUUUUAAGGGUCGUUAGCAUUAACGCUCGUUCCUUGACCUGCCAGAGGUGGCCAUCAUGUUCGUUCGUUCCAUGUCCUUGAGAGGCUCUAGUGCGUGUUUGAGGUUGAAGGUCAGUAUGUGACCCAUUAUACUUGGUAGAGCUUCCCGGGCGAGCGUGCCCUAAUGUCCUUGACCUAAAUCGAAACUAAUUACAGCCUAUUUCACCCCUUUUUUCUUAUACUUUUCCAUGUCUUCAAAGACUUUCCCCAAGGAAAAGGGAACUAAAAUUGCAUACAAGCGGUGUUCCGAUAGUGUUCCGCAAAGCUUUCAGCCUAAAGCUUCCACAAGUCAGGCGAUUGCCGAUUUGAUAAUGCUGGCUCUUGGGGCCUGUGCUGGGUACAUACGAGUUCGCGUGCAAAUUCAUAAAAUGCAUGUUUUGAUGCACGCUACCGGCCGUUUGGCACUCAACACACGAGCAAAGCUCUACGAUUUCGGUAUGGACGAGUUUGCCUGCAUAAUAGUAUUUUUGAUUCUCACGGUGCCUCAGCUAAUUAGCGACUUAACAAACGAGAGAGACAGAGAGAACGGACCGUGUUACACGAGCCUAUAAAAGUCAUUAUCGGACGUCGCUAAGUUUUGCACAUCAAACAGAUGACUGAUCUCGUGCCCAUCCUGCUCUUUGUAGUUGUAAUUACUGCUGAAAGCUCACUUAAUUCUACUUAUUUUUAUUUAAUACCAUAUACCGCCAUUGCCCAGCAGGCAGGAGAAACGCCACAUGAAGUCUUCCGUAACAAUUGAAGAGAAAAGUGACAGAACACCGAACGAGACAAAGGACGGCAAAGUUUCAAAAUUUAAUUAGCUAUGCUUCAUCAUUAUGCUACCCUGCGACUUCCAGCACACGACAUCGCCGUAGUCGCGUGUGUCGCGUGUGCAUUAUUAAUUACCGAUCGGGUCGGGGCUUGGGCUGGGCUUGGAAUUGGGAGUGAUUCCCUCGAUAACGGGCGUUGUAAAGUUACGUCAUUGGCAUCCCGCGCGUGCAACAUGUACUUUCGUCCUAGGAGCGUUGAAAAGUUUCGGGAAACACACCGGAAGUGCUGUACCCGACGCUGAAAGUUGCUGAAUCACCGUUUGCUGCUGCUGCUGCUGCUGUAUGUUGCUGUAUGUUGCUCCUGCUGCUCCUGCUGCUGCGUCUGAGGUUAGUUUUGCCAAAGUGGUAAACAUGAUGCUCUUACUAAGAUACUAAUACCAUUAAUGUAACAAAGUAGCUAAUAGAGAAAGCUAUCAUUUUCCAAUAGAUGUUGUGGGACAUCGUCAGCAUAAUUACUUCCAGCGAAUUCAGUGCUAGUCUUUGAAUGUCAUCGACUUGUGAUGCAGAUCACAAAAGAGGUCGAAAUAAAGUGUCCUUGAUAUUUACAACCAUUUAUUGGAAAAAGGGAAAACGAGAUACAGAAAACAACCAGAGAGAGAGAGAAAACGAACACAGCUGUUUAGUGAAAAGUGAUGUGAACAGAAGAGCAAUAUUGAAAUGAGACAAACGGUGCGUUACAUUUUGUAACUACUGCGAAUUAUACGACGGGCGAGUAGGAAAUGGGAGUUUUGGGUGAACUUGAAAUAUGAUCGUCUAGCGAACAAUGCGUACGUUAUUUUCUGUCAACGUUUUAGAUACCAAUUGUAGACUUUAUUGUAAAUAAAUAGA